Darwinula stevensoni is the source of this 747-nucleotide messenger RNA. The record is from the annotation of a GenBank genome assembly. Lineage: Eukaryota; Metazoa; Arthropoda; Ostracoda; Podocopida; Darwinulidae.
AUGCGGAACAUCAACGGGACGAUGGAUCCCAUAGUCAUCAUCUGCGGUCCAAGGUCAUUUGAUCCUUUACGUCCGGAUUCCGUGGUUUCCCUGGUCGCAGCUGGAGUCCAGCUAAUUACCUUUCUCCUCCUCCUAUUCCUCACACAAGAACGAAAGAGUUUUCCAGGAAAAAUUCGCCUUCUCUAUGUCGGUAUUACUUGCCGUCCACGCACUUACCUCCGCAUUCUUCUGGCUGAACGUGAUGAGCUUCGAUCUAUGGUGGACCCUCAGGUGAUGAGUGAUGGGCUUGGGCUAUACAUCAAGUUGUUUUUCCUGAUGGGGCUGACGUGGCUGGUGGUGCUUUUCGGCUACAUUUUCAUGAAAACGAAGGUGUUUUUACUCAUCGCAACUAUCCUCGAGUCCGUUCAAGGAGUCUUCAUCUUCUUCAUCGUGUGCAAGAAGGAUACCAUGCAGUACAUGAGGAGGACGUCUCAGGAAUGGUUCUCAAGGUUUCGCCAAAGGGCCGAGAGCUCCUCCUCGACUGGAGGCACAGUUGAGAGUCAGAGCACUCAGCCGUUUGGACUAUACAUCAAGUUGUUUGUACUAAUGGGGCUGACGUGGCUAGUCGGACUAUGCAGUUAUUUCAUGGAAGAAGAGGUGUUUUCCUAUGUCGAAGUCAUCCUCCAGUCCUCCCAAGGAGCCUUCAUCUUCCUCAUCUUCAUGUGCAAGGAUACCAUGCCGCUAGUGAAGAAGACAUCUCAGAACUGA